UCUGAACAUAAUAACUGUGUUUUUGAGUCUCUGUUUUAUUAGAUUAAGACCAAGUCUCCGGGCGUGAAGGAGUCCCACAGGCCUCUGCUGCCUCUGCUACGCUGCCUUCACAAGACCAGGACACAAAGCAGCUCUUCACCACUUCCUGUUCCACUUAAAGACGAGAGAGGAAGGCAGAAGUUAGCUUCAGUUGUCUCACCUCGUCGCUGGUGACUGAAAGUUUGAAGAAUAAAGACGUCUUCUGGGAAACCAGUUUGGAAUGGAGCUCCAGACCUGGAUAUCUGGCCUGCUGGUCCUCGCCUCUCUGUUCCCCCCGGCAGAGGCGUUGGCGUUGUACGAACCUCAGCUCUGUUACAUCCUGGACGGCUUCCUCGGCCUGUACGGGCUCAUCAUCACCGGCAUGUUCAUCAGGGAGCGGUUCUUCAAAACCAGAGAGAAGGGAACGGAGGAGAGUAUCUACUCUGAUCUGCAGGGUCAGGACACCGGUGGGUACGCCCCUCUGAUGAGAGACGCUGAGAGAGGACGAAACCGCAGGACGCCUGAGGAACCUACCUACACGGGCUUGACCAAACGUACGGAUGGAGAAUAUAAGGAGCUUCCUGUUAAAAGAGAGCGUCAGAGAAAGAACGAGCAGGUUUAUCAGGGUCUGAGCUCGGCCACCAGAGACACCUACGACUCUCUCCAGAUGCAGCAGCUUCCUGCUCGCUAACUCCAUCUAAAUGUGGUGAUCACGAAUCUUUUCGCCUCCGUCGCCUCACUUCCUGUCAGCCUCGACACACAAACGUCUGUUUCUGGACAAAAUAUUUAGCGUCACAACAGCAUCACAACAACAGUUUGACUUUAAUGAAUUUAGGUUCAUUUUUUACAACAGCUCAUCAUGUGGAAGGUCUGACUGUUGUUCUGUUGAUUUGAAUUCGAUGUUUGAGCCUUUAAUAUCUCACCACAGCCCUGUUUCAAAGUUUUACUAUUUUGACUUGACUUCUGGGCUCUGAGGUGGUGAGGCCUGUGCUGGACUGCCUUCAUGUGAACAGAAAAAUUUCCUUCCCACGUUGUUUCAUUUGAGGGAUUUCCUGAGCCCUGAGGAGGUAAAAGUUUCCAGUGAUCCACACAAAAAUGAGAGAAACGUCUGAAACAGUUUUACUGUUGUCUGAGAAUCACCAGUAACAGGAGAUGUUUACGUCUGUUUUUGAAAUUCUGUCUUAAAAUGCUUAAAAAAACGCAGCUGGUUUAAAGUGAGGGAAAAGCAGAGUUUGGUUGAUACCUGAGGGAUUAACGUUCAUUGUUCUGUACAAAUGUAAAAUAAAAGGACACCGAGGAAACGCAGAUACAGCAUCGUGUAAAGACGGCAGUGUUUGAUGCAUCACUGGUUUAUAAAUCUGUUUUUUACAUUUAUCUUAAGCUCCUUGUUCAGUUCAGACAUUGGGUGCGAGGCAGAGUACACCUGGACAGGUCAGCAGUCUGUCACAGAGCUGACACACAGAGACCAAACCACUCACAUUCACAGGUAACUGAGAGUCUCCAGUUCACCUGCAGGUCUUUGGACUGUGGGAGGAAGCUGGAGUUGGGAUAAAGUUGAUGAAACAAAAUGAAUUGAGUUACAAUGAACUGUUAUACUGAGCUUUGAGUUUUAAACAUUUCAUUUUAUCUGCAUUUAUUCAUAUGAUUUUUCCGUAGUGUACAACGUAUUUAUGUAAUAAUGAACCUUUGGGCCUCCUGACAUUAGACAGUUAAAAAAAAAACCUGGCAUAUUGCAUCUUUAAGUUUUCUUUUCCUCGUUCUUUAAAAGUUCUGUUUUCUCUUUUCCCUUUUU
Messenger RNA from Toxotes jaculatrix (banded archerfish), 1810 nucleotides. Its product is annotated as T-cell surface glycoprotein CD3 zeta chain-like. Gene Ontology annotation, molecular function: transmembrane signaling receptor activity. The transcript is spliced from 9 exons. The coding region runs from base 260 to 709 and encodes 149 amino acids. Gene Ontology annotation, biological process: cell surface receptor signaling pathway. The record is from RefSeq and is a predicted model, not a curated record. Gene Ontology annotation, cellular component: membrane. NCBI's taxonomy places the organism in Eukaryota, Metazoa, Chordata, Actinopteri, Toxotidae.